Messenger RNA from Drosophila pseudoobscura, 818 nucleotides. RefSeq names its product rab-like protein 3. Gene Ontology annotation, molecular function: GTPase activity. The coding region runs from base 60 to 731 and encodes 223 amino acids. Gene Ontology annotation, cellular component: endomembrane system; Golgi apparatus. Lineage: Eukaryota; Metazoa; Arthropoda; Insecta; Diptera; Drosophilidae. Gene Ontology annotation, biological process: intracellular protein transport; intra-Golgi vesicle-mediated transport; retrograde transport, endosome to Golgi. The record is from RefSeq and is a predicted model, not a curated record. The transcript has 2 exons.
GCUAAAAAAAAAUUUAAAAAAAAAAUAAUUUUAAAAAACAAAACUAAAACUCGAGAAAAAUGAAAUAUUUUCAACAGGACUUGCAACGGCCGAAGAACUUGGCCACAUUUCGCAUUCUGAUACUGGGCGAUCCAGGUGUGGGAAAGACUUGCUUGAGCAACUUGCUGGCCAACAGCCCGAUGACGCCCACACGCUCCUCCCGGACCGUGUCCGACAGCGAGUGGACCGUGCAGGUGCGUCUGCACGACUACAACCCCAUCUGGGGCACGGAGGGGCCAGAGGAGCUCGAGGAGCCGCCAGACGCCUCUGGUGCGGUGCACUUCGUCGAGUUCUACGAUAUGAACAGAGCGGCGAACGAGUGUCGCGGCGCCAGAAAGCACUUGUACAGGAAGAUGGACGGCAUCGUGUUGGUCUACAACUUGCAGGACAUGGAGACGCAGGACAACCUGCACGACUGGAUGUACGGGCCCCUGGUGGAGAUAAGCCAGCAGCGCAAGCACAAGCGAUUGCUGAGCAGCCACCAUGUGCCCAUUCUGGUCGUGGGCACCAUGCUCGAUCGGCUGGCCGAGGGCCCGCCCAAUCGCCGCGGCGGCAUCGCCCACCAACUGGGGGCCGAGGAGGUACUGAUCAAUUGCCUGGACCCACACGCCUUGGCCAAAGGCACCCGCAAUCUCGCCAAAGUGUCGCACUUCCUGAACAGCUCCGUCGACUGGAUGCGCGAGCCCGAAUGAAUAUUUUACACAUCGCAUAUCCUACAUCCUACAUCCUACAUCCUAUAUCUGUGUUCAUUGGCCAUAAUAUAGAUGUUUAGUUGAUUA